Messenger RNA from Plasmodium malariae, 1764 nucleotides. Its product is annotated as GTPase-activating protein, putative. Gene Ontology annotation, molecular function: GTPase activator activity. Gene Ontology annotation, biological process: intracellular protein transport; activation of GTPase activity. The transcript has 2 exons. NCBI's taxonomy places the organism in Eukaryota, Apicomplexa, Aconoidasida, Haemosporida, Plasmodiidae. The record is from RefSeq and is a predicted model, not a curated record. Bases 1 to 1764 code for a protein of 587 amino acids.
AUGAAUGAUAAUAAUUGUUUUGAAGAUUUGUAUAAUAUAAAUUUUGAGGAUUUUUUAAAAAGUUUUAUUUUAGUUAAAAAAGAGAAGCAUACAGUGACAAGUAGCAGUGAUUUAGAUAAUGCUAAAGUAAUUAAUUCGAAUGAACAUUAUGAACAAAAUGAAUUUGAUGAAAAACAUAAUUCAUUGUUAUUUUUGGCGAAUGAUAUCCUAAAUGACAAUCAGAGCAAUGUUCUUUUUAGAAGGAUUUACUGGCCUCUUUUAUUGGGAAUUUACAAUUCCAGCAAUUUGGACAAAUUAAUAGAAGAUAUACAAAAAAAAAGAAAUUCAUAUAAACAAGAUAAAGAGGAGUAUAUAACUAAACAAACAAAUUUAAAUAUUCAGAAAUUAGAUCCUCAAAUUUUUCAUCCUUUAUCAUCAGAUGAUAAAAAUCCAUGGACAUUAAAGCAAAAGAAUCAAGAAUUAAAUGAAGAAAUAAAGCAAGACAUUUUAAGAACAUAUUCAGAAAAAAAAAUAUUUCAAAAUGAAGUAAUAAGAGAUAUAUUAAAUAAAAUAUUAUUUAUAUGGGCCAAAAAAAACCCAUCCAUAUCUUAUAAACAAGGUAUGAAUGAAAUUGUAGCUAUUUUUUUUAUUGUUAAUUAUCGGGAACAAGUUUAUAAUGAUUUUUUAAAUUUUGAGAAUAAAAAGUAUUAUAAAGAAUAUUGUACACUAUUUGACAAAGAAGAAAUUGAGUCAGAUACGUAUAUAAUAUUUGACCAUUUCAUGCAUAUGGGGCUGAAAUAUUUAUUUACAUCCCCGGAAGAAAAAAAAAUACAGUCAUCAAAAAAUUCUUGUAAAACUGUAUUGUUACAAAAGUGUACAUAUAUAUUUCAUAAAUUAUUAAAAAAUUCCGACAAGUUAUUAUAUAACCAUUUAAUAUCCUUAAGUAUAGAACCACAAAUUUUUUUACUUAGAUGGAUUCGCCUCUUUUAUUGUAGAGAAUUUCAAAUUGACGACACAGUUAUUCUAUGGGAUAAUUUUUUUUCAGACUGUUACUUGAAAAAUUGGGAAAAUGGAUUUCAUUUUGAAUUCGAUGGAGAUAUAAUAGAAGUAGCUCAUAGGACAUCGAAUGUUUUUCCUUUAGUAGAUUAUUUUGCCAUAUCUAUGAUUUUAUUUAUUAGAUCCUUUUUAUUAGAAAGUGAUGAGAAUUAUUGUUUAAAAAGAUUAUUUAAAUACCCACCAGUAGAAAAUAUAAGGAUAUUAAUUGAUUUAUCAUUUAAACUCAAAUCAAGAAGUGAGAAGAAAGAGAAAAAUUUUAAAAAAGAUGACUCACCAGUGUCAAAUAAUAUCAAUACUGUUAACAUGAUGAAUUCCAAUAAUUUUAACGUACACAUGAAUACAAAUAUAAAUAAUAGUUUAAGUACAUUUCAAAUCAAGAACAGUAUAAAGAAUAAUGUUAAUAAUAAUACAGCAAAUGAAUACAUAGAAAGAAAUAGGUACAAAUCUAACGUCAAUAUUCAUCCUUUAAAUAAGGAAUCCAAAAAUUUAAGUGCCACAACAACGGUAGCUCACAUUAAUAAUAAGCUAAAUAAAAUUAUAGACAACUUAAAUAACUUAUCUUUUAAUCUAAUGAGUGAUAAUCAUCGCUUAGAACUUCAACAAAAUGUAUUUCAUUUGAAUGAAAUACUUCUUGAAUUAAAAAAUAUGGAACAUGGUUAUGAAGAAACUAAAUCCGAGGGCACAAAAAUUAACAAAAGAAAUGAAGAUUUCCCAAUAUAUUUUGGCUAG